Symbiodinium sp. CCMP2592 is the source of this 564-nucleotide messenger RNA. The record is from the annotation of a GenBank genome assembly. NCBI's taxonomy places the organism in Eukaryota, Dinophyceae, Suessiales, Symbiodiniaceae.
AUGGAGCUGACCGAGGUAGAGCCCACGCCGUACCUUGUUAGCCGCUUCUACCGGGCACCGGAGAUCGUCUUGGCGGCGAAGUACUCCUUUCCUCUGGACGUUUUCGCCAUGGGCUGCACGCUCUUCGAGCUCUUCACCGGGAAGAUCCUCUUCCCUGGGAAGACCAACAACGACAUGCUGAGGUUGUUCAUGGAAGUGAAGGGCAAGUUGCCGAACAAGCUCAUCAAGAGCGGCACCGUGUGGAAGAACCACUUCGAUGACAACAUGGACUUUAAGUUCUUCGAUGUCAACAAGGCCACUCGAAAGAAGAUCACCCGCACCAUCACGGACCUGUCCGCCAAGCGGACCACGAUUCUCCCGACGAUUGCGGAAGACGAGGACAGCCGAGCCAAUUUCUCACCAGGUGAUCUCGACUCUUCGGAGGAGGAUCGGCUCAGGGAGCCAGGCGACACCCAUGUGGUCGCGGAGCAAAAUUGGAUCCACUCGGCGGCAAAUUUGCACGCCGGGGACAUCGAAUCCCUAGGGAGCGAAAUCACCUGGGACCGGGGAACCUGCGGCGAAUGA